GUGGGAUGUGCUUGUAGUUCCAAACUCGAUUUCUUGCUUCAAUUCUUGCUGCAAAACAAUUUCAACUCUGCAAGGCGUUAUCCUAAAGCGCGGCAGCACCGCUCUAUAGAUGCCAAUCCUACCGUUCCAAUUGCAUUCUGUAGAGCCAUAAAACGGAAAACACUGGUCAAAAUGGCACAACCACGCUGUCUCGCCGGUUCCUCUCCCGCACGAGCUCUACACGGAGUCCUCGUCUCAGACCUUCUCAGUCGUAGCAGGACAACCUCCCUCACGCUACGCACAACAUCUUCCUACCUCCUUCCGCCACGGCUAUUCUCCUCUAGCCACUUGAUUACAAAAACCAAUGCCACAGCCCUACCACCACCACCACCACCACCACCCAUACCGCGACACGCCCGCGCGCUCUCCACAACCUCUGUCCUCCGCCGCAUCGACCUAGACCAAAAGCGGCCAACCAACGGCAACAUCCCAUACGACUACGUGCGCAUACCCGGGCCACCCCCCGACAACGCGCUCUCCCCCGCGCAGCCCAUCCGCUCCGUCCUCGCCUCCUUCAACCCCAAAACCCACACCCUAGUCAUGGUCGCCCCGCCCCUCUCCACCGCCGAGCCCGACACCCCCGAGGCCGACGCCGCCAUAUGCCGCAUCGUCGACAACGCCGCGGCCAAAGCCGCCGCGCAGGAAGCCGAGCAGCGCGCGCGCCGCAAGGCCGUCGACACCAAGGAGCUCGAGAUCUCCUGGGGCAUCUCCGCGCACGACCUGGGCCACAAGCUGCGCCGCCUGCGCCAGUUUCUCGGCCUGGGCCUCAACGUGGAGGUCAUCCUCGCCAAGAAGCGCCACGCGAAGCCCGUUUCGGCCGACGCCGCCGACGCCGUCCUCGAAGCGGUGCGCGGGGUGCUGGCGCUGGUCGACGGCGCGAAGGAGACGAGGAAGAUGGAUGGGAAGGUGGGGGAGGUGGUGAGGUUGUAUUUUGAGGGGCCGAGCGAGAAGAAGAGGCGGAAGAAGAAGGAGUUGGAGCAAAAGGAGGAGGAGGAGGAGGAGAGCGAAUAGAGUUGUGUUGGCUUGAUGGGAGUUUUAGAUGCUACGACUAGUGGUGUAUUAGAUACGGAGAGUGAACUCUGUAGCGAUGGCUGGACUAUAGAAUCGGCGCGCAAUGAGCUGCUUAGCUUGGCAAAGAUACCUACGAAGCAUCUAGCGCGCCGCCAGCAGAAAUGUGAACCCAAGAUUGGUUUAUAUGGCUCGACGGAUGUAGAUCACUAUGAGAGAAAAUACGACCUAAAAGGGGCCAUGUAUAGUAAAACCAAAUACCAUACUCUGCAGUCACAAGUAC
Molecule: messenger RNA, 1330 nt
Organism: Daldinia decipiens
Lineage: Eukaryota; Fungi; Ascomycota; Sordariomycetes; Xylariales; Hypoxylaceae
Exons: 1
Coding region: 172-1050 (292 amino acids)
Biological process (GO): ribosome disassembly; mitochondrial translational initiation
Cellular component (GO): mitochondrion
Molecular function (GO): translation initiation factor activity; ribosome binding
Source: RefSeq, a predicted model, not a curated record